Molecule: messenger RNA, 2871 nt
Organism: Paramacrobiotus metropolitanus
Lineage: Eukaryota; Metazoa; Tardigrada; Eutardigrada; Parachela; Macrobiotidae
Exons: 3
Coding region: 161-2119 (652 amino acids)
Biological process (GO): protein phosphorylation
Cellular component (GO): cytoplasm
Molecular function (GO): ATP binding; protein binding; protein serine/threonine kinase activity
Source: RefSeq, a predicted model, not a curated record
CCUGAGGCGCAUCGCACUUAUCUAUCUGUAAACGAGAACAAAAUCAACAACUACAGAUACAGACGGCGACGUUUCCACCUGUGCCUGGUACUUCAAAUCACAGCAAUCAGUAAUCGGCAAGGGUACAGCAUUUUGCGAUUGCUCCUUCAGACUAUUGAACAUGUAUGGUGCGGACGAGGAAAGUGUGGUAUUAGGCAGCACCUGCCAGUAUCGAUACCAGAGUACCGACUGCCUGGCACGUGGUGCCUUUGGUCAGGUCUACAUCGCCACUGUGACGGAGCGUGGCAAUUUCGCCGGUGAUGAAACGGUUGCCAUCAAAGUUAUUCAGCUGGAUACAGCCAAGCUGCUGAGGAAUUCGGAGAAUUAUACGAAACUACGUGAAAAAUGUGAGUUACUCUUGAAGAUUAAGCAUAACCACGUGGUCAGGCACCACCAAAUCACCAUACAUUUCCCGAAACGGGAAGGAACACUCCUUUGCGUGGAACCGAUGAUGGAGUACUAUCACGAAAAAGACUUAGCUUGUCUUCUUAAUAAACUGAAACAAGACGGAAGCGUACUGAAGAGCCAGACCGCUGCUCGAUACACACAGGAAAUUGCACAAGCACUGCACUUCUUACACCAGAAUCAUAUCAUCCACGGUGAUUUGAAACCGGGUAACAUACUGGUCAAACGGCUGGGACAGUUGGGAGAUCAACUGAUAAUCUGCGAUCUGGACGAUAUUAUGGUCUGCAUGCAGAGAGAUGUCACGUGCUCGACAGAUAUGACACAUGUCCGCGGUACGAUCCGCUACAUGUCACCGGAGAUGCUGGAGAAAUUCACACUAACCGAAGCCGAAAGGAUGGGACGCCGACCGCCCGGACGCAAAACCGACAUGUGGAGUUUAGGUUGUGUUAUAGUAAAGCUAGCGCACUGCGUGCUGGGCAACCACCGGGACUGGCUGCAGAGUGCCGACGGUGAUAUGACGGAGGCGGGAGAGGAAACUACGGAUAACCGGUAUGCUAUGAUGAUAGUCGACGGUUAUACACCCGUUAUCAGCACCCUGGCGCCACCAGCUCUGGCUGAGUGUGGUCGUAACUGCUUACAGUCCGUCAGCGACUAUAGAAGCUCUGCGGAUGUCAUAAUUCAGUGCCUAAGCGAGAAAGCCGAGCUUCCCCAGGAUAACAUAAUAAUACUGCAUCGCAUAUUUGACGGUUCCAACCGAUAUUCGCUGUACGCCCAGUCGUUUCAUCCGGCAACCACUCGGUUAUGGCAGUUUCCCAUGCCUGCCAGGUUGCGGCGUAAAUACUUUGGUCAGAUUAUCGGGGUGUAUCAGAACCAGGUGCUAUGUCAGGUCACGGAAAUGCAUGACGGUAGCCCAUCCCGAAUAUUUCAAACCAUGACAUGGGACGUUGUUAAACAGACUUGCCUCUCCGUUCCUAUGGAGCCACAGACCGCUCUAAUGAAAUGUCCUGUUGUCAUUGGGAGAUUGCUGUACUUCUGGGAUAUCCGGUGCCGAUCAUUCAAAAAGGUGGAUUUACUGCAGAGCUCCGGCUCUGUCGUGGAGGAUUUGCCAGUCUGUCGAAACCUCAACCGAAUACGUCGUAUGGAGUGUGGAGUGCCAGUCAGUCAGUGCAUUAUCUUCAUCGGGGCUCCUUCUGACAGAUCCUCCAAGAUCAUGUACGUGGAAUGUUUCGAUACCGUAACGAAUGCAUGGUCUAUCCUACCACGGUUACCGGGAAGGCGCUGCGCCUUUGCCACGGUCGUCCUGCAGAACUACGUCUACAUUCUCGGAGGACGCUCGGUGUUCGUGUGGUCGGUAGAAACGCUACGGUCCUGCGCCCGUCUGAAUUGGACAACGCGCACGUGGGAACCCUUGCCCUCCUUGCGUAACGCUCGCAGUAAUCACUGCGCCUUCGUUACCAACAGUCGGGUGGGUGUGUUUGGCGGCCGAAUCGAGAACGACUAUGCCCUGUCGUUGUCGACGAUGGAAAUGUAUGACCCGGAAAACAAUGAAUGGACUAGCUCGAAGAUCACCAGCCUGGAUAGUGCUGACACCCGGGUGCUUUUCUCCAGCUACGACAGCCAAGCUGUUGCGUUUCAGCCAGUGGUACUAGAAGAAGAGAAAACUGGUCAAAGUUAAAGCGUACAGCUGACGACCGUUUUUGUGGACAGACAGUAGAGUGCAACACAAAUUACGAAAAAUUGCCGGUAUGUGGCGGUAUUAUCAUGUUCAGUCAAUAAUGCACAUUGUUCUUUCUGUUUGCGCUAUGGUCUCUCGACAAGCAUACGGUACAGCGCUGAAUAUUGUACAUUAGUAUCUGUACGAGGCAAGCGGCAACCCUUUCCCAUCGCUUUAGUAAAUUACAUCACUUUCCCUGCUGCAUCUUACACGUGUGCACGCGCUCACGUGAUAUCGUAUCCAUUGUAAUCAGCGCUUACUGAGCCGGCGACAAAAUCUCGGCUGCCGUGCUUUUUUAUAUUCUUUAUCAGUUUGCGUAAUCAACUACAGCUGCAUACCGGUUUAGACGUGAAACGGCUGAAAUCAACUAUCACGUGAGCGCCUGCACACGUGUAAGAUGCAGCAGGGAAAGUGAUGUAAUUUACUAAAGCGAUGGGAAAGAGUUGCCGCUGGCCUCGUACGUAUUUUACGAGUAUGUCUCAGAUUUACCUUUUUACUCGCAAUAUGUACAAAGCCAGCUUCGAUAAGCAAAUCCAAUCAAAGGAAAAAUUGUCCGAAUUUACAGGAGACGGGACUGUACACAGGGCUAACUGCAUUACGACGCAUUAUUCCAAAUUCAAAUGACGAAACAAAAAAUAAUGUGGAACGACUUUCGGUCUUCUAAUAAGCAGUUUCUUACCGAUCAUGUUUAUCAAUUUAAACAACUCCCAUCA